AUGGAAGAUAUUGUUCUUUCGGAUGUUGAUGAAGAUCAGUGGAAAUCAGUUCCUGGCAAUGAAGAAAUGACAACAAUUGAUAAUGAACACAAAGAACAAGUUAUGCAACAUAACUUCGAUCAUACUGUUAAUUACAAUGAGAAGGAAGAAUUCAAGGAAACGAAUGAUAUUUCAGAUGCUUUUAGUAUUUCUGGACAAACUUCAGAAUUAGAAUCAUUUCAAAGAAAUUUCAACCAGAUUAAAGGAUCGAAUAUUAGGCUAAAUGAAAUCGGAUUUUUGAACAGUGUUGUUAAGGCAAAUGAUUCUGAAGAAAAUAUUGACAUUUUUAACAAAUCCAUAAAUAGUUCAACCAGAUUCACUAAUCGAAAACUAUCAACCGAUACUAAUGAAAGCGAUCGUCUUUCAAUGAUUUGCAUUCCGGAUGAUGAUCUUGUAAUGAAGAAAGAAAAUCCUCAAAAUAACAACAUUGCGAUGGAAAUUGGACGCAAAAAUAUAUCAGUAUUAGAACACGAUACUGAAGCAUUAUUCGUACGAUCGAAUAAAAUGUAUGCUAAAGAUGUGUCAAGUUCAUCAUCAAGUGAUAGCAAUGAUAUACCCGAAAUAAUCAUAUCAACCAAAAACCCUGAGAAAAUUCUCAAUAUCCUAGAGAAAUCUGAUAGAAUGGAUAUUCCGCCAAGGAAAUACACGAAGAAUACAAAAGAUGAAUCAGACGAUGAUGGAUUGAUAAUCAACUAUAAAAAUGUGCCAAAAAAUAAUGAUAAUCUUAAAAUGCUCACCGAUGACGAAUGA
Molecule: messenger RNA, 789 nt
Organism: Cercopithifilaria johnstoni
Lineage: Eukaryota; Metazoa; Nematoda; Chromadorea; Rhabditida; Onchocercidae
Source: the annotation of a GenBank genome assembly